CUUUAUAUUAUAGUUUAUCUAGAAAAAAACCCUGUGAGUGGCCAGUGGCCGACAUAUGCGGAGAACACUUCAGAGGUCCUGGACAAACUGCUCACCAACUAUCGCAAGGAGAUCAGACCAGGACUAGGGGGUCCGCCGUUAGUCAUUGAGACAGAUAUGCUCAUACGAAGUAUCGGUCAGAUCUCAGAGAGUGACAUGGACUACUCCUUCCAGUGUUAUUUCCGACAAAGAUGGACGGACGAACGCCUAAGGUUUGACAUUCGAAACAUCACAGAAGUCACCUUAAAUAACCUGUUCUUGUCCAAUAUCUGGAAACCAAAUACGUUCUUCAUGAACGGGCAAAAAUCGCAUCAACACAACAUUCCUCGACCUAACCUCUUUGUCCGUAUACGGAACGAUGGCAGAGUCUACCUUUCAAGGAGACUGACAGUAAAAGCUGCCUGUGCAAUGAAGUUAAACUUAUAUCCGAUGGACAAACCCUCCUGCCCGCUUGUCAUCGGUAGCUAUGGUUACACUGAAGACGAUAUCCUGUACCGGUGGAAAUAUGCUGGCACGAAUCGAACAUCUGUUGACGUUGUUAACGACAUUAGACUCGCACAGUUCGAUCUCAUUACCGUCACAUCCAGCAACAUGACCGAUCACACACCAUUUGGUGAGUUUUCCAUACUGAAGGUGUAUAUUUACUUUGAACGCCAUAUCGGGUUCUUCAUCCUCCAGACUUAUCUCCCCUGCUCAAUGAUCACGUGUCUUUCUUGGGUAUCCUUCUGGAUCAACAGGGAUGCCGCGCCAGCAAGAGUUCUUCUUGGAGUGACCACAAUCCUUGCUACCGCAGGUAUCGGUAUGACGGUCCGUGAGGGACUUUCUCGUGUCUCAUACGCCACUGCUCUGGACACGUAUCUUAACGUUUGUGUGGUUUACGAGAUGGCAGCUAUGAUAGAAUACGCGGCUGUGAAUUACUUCACCAAGGUGCUGCCCCUAGAGGGAGGGGCUGAUUCUUCAGACGAGGAAAUCGAAAAUGUAGAUCCACCUGGCCCAAAUGAGAGCGUUUGUCUUUAUUCUCAAAAGGAGUACAUUUACGGAAAGAGGACCCCAGAAUUGGAGAAAGCACUUCCAAGGACUUCAUUCAAGCUGCGAUCGGUCGAUUCUUGCCGCAAGAACAGAAGAAAACGACAGAAUUCAUUCGGGAGACUGUUUCUGAAAUGUCUUACAGGAAAUCUUAAGUAUAGGUCACAUUUACGUGGUCGGGGAAAUCCAGACACCGGUAAUGCCGUAAGCAACAUCGACGUUUGGUGCAGAUACGUGUUUCCAGUGACAUUCUUUGUAUUUAAUAUAUCUUAUUGGCUAUGCUAUCUGUUCAUUAUAUGA
Molecule: messenger RNA, 1365 nt
Organism: Mya arenaria
Lineage: Eukaryota; Metazoa; Mollusca; Bivalvia; Myida; Myidae
Product: gamma-aminobutyric acid receptor alpha-like
Exons: 9
Coding region: 157-1365 (402 amino acids)
Biological process (GO): regulation of membrane potential; monoatomic ion transmembrane transport; nervous system process
Cellular component (GO): synapse; membrane; neuron projection
Molecular function (GO): transmembrane signaling receptor activity; extracellular ligand-gated monoatomic ion channel activity; neurotransmitter receptor activity
Source: RefSeq, a predicted model, not a curated record